AUGUGCUGCGAUUAUGCCUGGAGUCAGCAAUGUGACGAUAUCCAACCAGGCUUGUGGGUAAGAGACAAUAAUGACUGCCAGAUCGCCUAUCAGUGUAAUUACGAUGGCGAAAUAAGUCAGCAGGUCAAAUGUAACGCAAGUCAGAUUUGGUCCAAACUUGCCAGCGCAUGUGUGUGGGAAUACGACCCUGAGAGAGACGACUGUAAUGGACAGCCGAUGCAACCUAAAGAGAAUGACGAUCGUUGCGUGAAGAGGACAGGGAACAAUCCAGAUCCCGAGGACUGCUCUCGAUUUGUGUCAUGCGCAAACGGAACGCUGAUCGCUAUUCAGAAAUGUGGAGAAGGAACACUCUUCUUCCCCAAAAAUGACUCCUGUGAGUUCGCCCACGUGGUGGCGCAUUCUUGUGGAAGCAGGCCUAUUCCCGAUCACAUUGUUUAUCAGUAACCCGAUCCAGAGUGCAAAGGUUUAGGUGAUUCUGUCAUCCCGGACCUCAGCAACUCUUGUUACUUCCACCACUGUCAGGCAGGUAAGAAGAUAAAGCGGGAUAGAUGUCCCCAUGGCACUGCCUUCAGACACGAGGGAGGCUCCGGCAAGUGCGAGUGGUCGAAAACGAGGUGCGGGCCCCGAGAGGGUUAAUGGUGGUGAGCCUUAGAUAAGGCUGUCAGCGAGACGUCCC
Messenger RNA from Liolophura sinensis, 676 nucleotides. RefSeq lists its product as uncharacterized. Gene Ontology annotation, molecular function: chitin binding. The record is from RefSeq and is a predicted model, not a curated record. NCBI's taxonomy places the organism in Eukaryota, Metazoa, Mollusca, Polyplacophora, Chitonida, Chitonidae. Gene Ontology annotation, cellular component: extracellular region.